AUGAAGCUCUUCGCCCUGAAAUCUAUAGUUUCGCUCAUUGCUUUAGCCAGGUUCUCGUUUCAAGAAAGCGUUCCUGCUGUUCUCGGCAGCCAUAAGCUAGCAGCUGGAUUAUUGGAAUACCAGGUACAAUAUGAUAACUCGAACGUUUUAUCGCAGGAUUCGUUUGUUAAUGUUGCUGAAAAGAUGAUAUCGAGGCAUCGAUCCGAUGCUUAUUUAUUCGUCAACAUACCGGGGCUUACAGUUUCUGACUUUGCUCAGUAUCACACACAGCUUGAAUCGCUGGAGAAAGUCCUAAAGUUGAGCUCCACUGCCCUCAGGUUCGAAGAUGUGGAAGUGGAGCGCACAUGGGAGGACGUUUUCGACAAGUUGAUCUCAUUCGCAGAAGAAGAAUGGGACAUUACAGAUCGUAUAGAGGUCCGUGACAACCACAUGGAGUCAUUUCAACGGUAUAUCGACUGGAGGCCGAGGACUAUCCGCAUUGACUUCGACGAAAUACCGUCGGAAAAUAAAGGCGAGUAUUUUGGGUAUUGUGACCAAGUUCUAAGGCAUGUGCUAGGGCAACUUCCCACUGCAGACAACACAAUAAUUCUGACGUCUCUGGUGUCACAAAAUAACACAGCAGUGGCACCAGCUGGCAGCCAUGAAGCCACCGGCUUGACACGUAUUUUCCCCGACGUAUUCGAAGAUCCUCAAAAGAAGGCUGACAUCGAGAAAAACGCGCAGAAGGUUCAGAAAAGACAUGUACUAAAUGCACCCAAGCCCAGAUUCACUGGAAUGGAGGACACUUACCUGAGUGUUUUCGAUACCGAUUUUCUUGACCAGAACUGCACUAUUAUCGAGCUUAUUGUCCUAUCGCCUCUCGCAUAUGCAAUUCUGCAGCUUGCAACACGGGGAUUGGCUUGGCGAUCGAGCCAAACCAGACGUAAGGUGCCUGAACAAAAGAAGAAUCAGUGA
Molecule: messenger RNA, 954 nt
Organism: Lachancea meyersii CBS 8951
Lineage: Eukaryota; Fungi; Ascomycota; Saccharomycetes; Saccharomycetales; Saccharomycetaceae
Source: the annotation of a GenBank genome assembly